Rosa rugosa (rugosa rose) is the source of this 3935-nucleotide messenger RNA. RefSeq lists its product as uncharacterized. The record is from RefSeq and is a predicted model, not a curated record. The transcript has 11 exons. Bases 2601 to 3935 code for a protein of 444 amino acids. NCBI's taxonomy places the organism in Eukaryota, Viridiplantae, Streptophyta, Magnoliopsida, Rosales, Rosaceae.
AUUUGCUUGAAUGUGCAAGCUGUAGAAAUUAUACAACAGCUUUAACAUUUUCUGUUGUGUGAACUAGAAACAUAGGCAACAAGAUUUUGAGCCAAAAUACACUAGGCGGCAUGAUUCCCUCCACGUUUUGGCAUUUUGAAUUUAUGUAAUACACUCGUACAACAGUUUGUUAUGGUUCUGUUGUGGGAGUGGCUCGAGAAUUUAUCGAGGUUUAUAGACCUAACAAGACUUGGCCAAAGAAAAAAUAAAACAAAACCUCUCGACCCUCCGUGAAACCUCUCUCUCGUGAAACCUCUCAUAGUCUAGCACCUCCCUUCUAUUCUUUCUUCCCUGAUAUAGUGACCCAAAUCCUCUACUUCGAUUUAUUCUUGUCCUUGAAAUCCUAAUUCACAGGUUGUUCUUCAUCUUCAGUGAGAAAUUAGGGUUCGAAUUGGGGCUUGCGCUUCCUUUCUGCAAACCUGCCUCCAACUCCUUCCCCAAGUAGAGCACCAAAUCCGGGCUGAGCUUGGUUGGCCGGACCGACCCUCCUUGGAUCUUAUCACUGUGUCGCGUUUACGCAAUCGAUUCCAGCCCGAUCCACCAAAUGGGUCCUGCCCCAUCUCCUCCACCCAUCGUCGUCGAUUCCACCACCGCCCAGAUGAAAUAUGAGAGCUUUCGGGCCUAGACAUAGAGGCAUGUGGAGUAAAGGAACUAGAGUGGAGGAGAAAAUGAAAUCUGAUUUGCCUCUUGAUUUGCAGUUUUCCAGUUGUCACCCAAGCAUUCAAGAUGUGGAUUGUAUGUUCAGGUUAUUUGAGCUGCCGAUUGGCUAUGACUUUGACUAUGAUGAAUACCACAGGUAAAUGAAGGGGAUUGUGCAUUUUAUAGACCAAAGAUAGAUACCAAUGUAUCUGAUGCAUUGAACAUGAAGUUUCAGUGUGCAACAUUACAGGUUCUCUAGCAAUAACAGUGGCAAAUCCAACUGAUCUUGUAAAAGUUAGACUUCGAGCUAAGAGAAAAUUGCCACCAGGCGCACCAAGGCGCUAUUCUGGCACAUUAAAUGCGUCUUCCACCAUCUUGAGACAGGAAGGAGUUGGGGUUCUCUAGACUGGAAUUGGACCUAACAUUGCACGUAAUGCUAUGAUUAAUGCUGCUGAACUAGCCAGUUAUGAUCAAGUGAAGCAGACACUUCUGAAAAUUCUCGGGUUAAAGGCAAUGUUGUCACUCAUCUUUUUGCUGGUAUGGGGUCAGUGUGGAUUAAAGAUGGGCAGAUCUGGUACCUCUCCCUUGACAAUAAUGCAGGGUAUAGGUUUCAAACGAAACAAAUGUACCGAUUUGGUUGGUUUAGCAUGAAGCUCAAGUUGGUUGGAGGUGACUCUGCUGGCGUUGUGACAGCUUACUAUGAAGAGUGAUCCCAGAGAGUUUGGUUUACAGCUUUGGGACUCUAUUGCUCGAUAUGCUCAGUGGCAAACAUAUUCCCCCAAGCUUCGGAAUUGAGCUUUGGGACCCUUGUACGUUCUUCUUCAAAAGGAAACUUCGUUGAAGCAAAAAAAUAUUAUAUCAGCUUUUGAUUCAUAUGUAGCUAUAGCUAGGAAUGCUUUCUUGUUUGGUACAUUAUUUGGUUACUUGAAUGUAUGGAUUUUUGAAAAAUGGUAAUUGAAAUGAUAUUGAUUAGAGUACUGUUUAUGUGGUAAUUAGGUUAGUGACCAACUGGUCGUAACCACGUCGACUUUCGCAGUCGAGUAGGAAGACCACCCUUAUUCCUUUUACAACCUUCUUGUUUCUCCAGUGUGAUGUUUUUAGCAACUACAAGGGUAUAGAAAACAUUCUUUCGACCCUUAGUUUACAUUGAAACAGUUGCGUUUGUACAAGGAAACCACAUUACUGAACAAUUUCCAAAAUUUGCAGGAAAAGCGGAAGUACUCGAAUAAUUUCAAAGGAUAGAAGUUUGGGUGUAUACUGUUAACCAGACAAAGACCAAAACAGAGAAAUAUUUUGAAAGUAUAACCAAGUUAGGAAACAAGUUCACACCCAAAAUUAGAACUUUUCUUUGUCAACUGCGCACUUGAAUUGUGAAAAUCACCCCGACUUCAAUUCAGACAGGAGCAAAAUCAGACAUUCCAAAUCUAACCAGGAGUGGGAAAUUCAAAUUGUCGAAGCCGGGUAAAAUUACAUUCCAAGUGGCUACAUCGUAAAACCAGAACAAGUUCCAAAAAUUUAGUUUCGACUCGGAAACUGUUUUGAGACAUCGAGUUUCUCAUUUUAAACGAAACUUAAAAUGCAAAAUUCUUUGACAACGGGAGGAGAAUUUAGUAAACCUUUAUAUGAAAUAGCUUUUGAAAAUGGUUCGAAGUUAGCCGUAAAAGCACAAGCUACAAGUUCUCAAGAAAUCUGAAAUUUUCACAAAUAGAGAAAUGAAACAAUUUUCUUGGUAGGGAAAACUCAACGCUAAAACCAAAGAAAAGCAUCUGUAAAAUGCGUAAGAUGGAAAUAGGCCUAUCACAAUAGGGGAACAAGAUAGUAGAACAACAAAUAUAGCGCAACAAUGUAACCUUGUUGAGCACUAUCGCCGGUACUGUUUGGUCGGAAGAAUCUUUGGGAAACGGCUUGAUGCCGAUACUGUGAUGCAAAAGGCUGCACUUCUCUGGAGGGAUGUUCAAGGCUCCCUCAGUCUGAACAAACUAGCCAACAACUGGUUCAGGCUCGAAUUCUCUCUCGAAGAUGAUCUUCUUUACGUUCUGGAUGAGCGCCCUUGGUACAUCAAAGGGAGAAUCUUUCAUGUCCAGCGUUGGUUUCCUGGUUUCGAUCCCCUCUUCACCAGGAUUCAGCAUUUGGUGGUUUGGAUUCGCCUCCCAAACCUUCCUCUCCACUAUUAUGACCCCAAAGUCCUUGAGGAUGCUGUUAUGCCCUUGGGAAAAUUUAUCAAACUGGAUGAAGCUACUACUCAAGGCUCACAGUGUAUCUUUGCUCGGGUCUGUCUUGAAAUUGAUAUCAGGCACCCUCUUACCAGAAUUCUUGUCAUCCACACUGAGGAUGACCUAGAUGAUCCAGUUAGUGUUCGUGUUUCCUAUGAAGGUCUGUUUGUGGUUUGCUUCCAAUGCGGUAGCCACAAACACAAAAUCAAUACCUGUCCUUUCAGAGUAAGAGAAGAAGAUUUUAUCCUAGUGGACCGCUUUUCAGAUGAUGAUGAAGUUGAGCCCUCUGAGAAAGAACUUGCUCCUGAAAUUAAAGCCUUACUCUCCGACAAAGUCAUGGCAGUUUUUCCUCAGCCCAAUACCUCUGUUAUUCGUGGUCAAGGCCCCACUGAAUCCUUUGCUGAACAAGAUAGACAGGAUGAUAUUAAUCCCAUAUCUCCCAACUGGACCCUUGUGACCAGGAAAAGGACUCCAGGUGCCAAGUCUUUUACUGGAAAACAAGGUAAUGGCAGAGCCACUAUUGGAACCAGAUCCCUACCAACUCCAAACCGGAGUGGUUUAGUCAAAGAUGGCAUUUCCUUCAAAGAUGCUACUCGGGGUGGUAUCACUAUUGGUGGCCCGCUUAGGACUAUGAAUAAGAUUGGAAAUUCUGCUGCUGAUCUUUCUCCCAACUCCCAGGACUUGGUGAGUGGCUUUUUACACUUUAAUGAUCCUAAGCCUCUUCUUUCUUUCUCUUCAUUCCCUAAUAUUGCUAAACUCUAUGCCUCUCCUGAUGUUGACAACUGUAUCUUGAGGAAUUACAAUCCGGGUUCAACCUACUCCCCAACUGAUGUUGUUGAGUUUUAUAACAGCUUCUUUAAUAACCCUUUAUCUUACUCUCAGGACAACUUUAUGGAUGCCAAAGAAGAUGAUGAAAAUGCCUUCAUCAAUAAUCUAAUUGCUCCUGAAAAUUCUGCCGUGGAGGCUUGGGACAACGACAACCUGGAAGAUCACAUGGAAGUUAGCUCUGGAUAUCAACAAGGAGGCUGGUCCCUCCCAAUUUAA